AUGACAGAAAAAAUAUGCCAUAAAUUUAUAAACGAAAAUAUUAAAACACUAUGCAAUGAAACAUUCGAAAGUGAAAAAAAACAUGAAAAGGAAAGUGAAAGUCCUAGUAAAAGCAUAAGUCUUAAUUGCUCAUCAAGGUGUGAAGAAUUAUGUACUAAUAUAAAUAGCAGAUUACAAAAAAUAAAAGAUAUUGUACACCUUAGAUCUGGGAAACCAAAUGUCAUUUUAAUUGAAACAUUAAAUUAUAUUAAAGAGCAUAUAAAAGAAAUAGAAAAAUAUAUUCAAAUGCUUAAUAAAGUUAUUUAUGAAGAAAAUAAGGCAUAUGAUUAUGUUCAAAAUAUAUUUAAUAUAUUGGACAAACAAAAUGAAAACAUUCAAAAAAUAUAUAAUAUAUGUAGUCAAAAUAUUGUAAUUACAAAAAAUAAUAAUGAGCUUAUUUUCCAAAAGCCAGAAAGUUGUUCUUCUCUUUCGGAAAAUUUUAUUAAUAAUCUACUAAGUGUAUGCAAAGAGGAAAAUGAAAAUAAAAAUAAUGAUUGUGAAAAUAAAAAUGUAGAACAUAACGAAAUAAAAGAUUUCAGCACAAAUGAAUUUAAUAAUGAAAGCUUCAUAAAUUAA
This is a messenger RNA of Plasmodium vinckei vinckei, 615 nucleotides long. Its product is annotated as conserved Plasmodium protein, unknown function. The transcript has a single exon. Bases 1 to 615 code for a protein of 204 amino acids. NCBI's taxonomy places the organism in Eukaryota, Apicomplexa, Aconoidasida, Haemosporida, Plasmodiidae. The record is from RefSeq and is a predicted model, not a curated record.